This is a messenger RNA of Oreochromis niloticus (Nile tilapia), 8222 nucleotides long. Its product is annotated as xin actin-binding repeat-containing protein 1. The coding region runs from base 2341 to 7923 and encodes 1860 amino acids. The record is from RefSeq and is a predicted model, not a curated record. The transcript is spliced from 9 exons. Gene Ontology annotation, molecular function: actin filament binding. Lineage: Eukaryota; Metazoa; Chordata; Actinopteri; Cichliformes; Cichlidae. Gene Ontology annotation, biological process: actin cytoskeleton organization; actin filament organization. Gene Ontology annotation, cellular component: focal adhesion; stress fiber.
AUUAAAAAAGACACACGAAAUGUGCUCAGAUCGGGUAAGAAUCUAAAUACCACCACAUUCAAAUUAGAUUUUACACACUGGGAAGAUCUUCAUUCAAUACAAUUACAUUAAUUUUUUAAAAAGACGUGUCUGCAGUCAGAUUACCUUAAGAAUCAAAGCAAUUCGUGUAUAUUUUAACUAUAUAGGUGGACGGAAAAUGUAACUGCUCUGUGUUUCACAGCGCAGACUCACAAAAAUACAGAAAAACCGCAAAUAAUAAAUUAGCCAUAAUAUGUAAAUGUUCAGGUUGUUUCACUGCCCCCAAGUGGCCAAAAAAAAUCAAUACCAUAAAUGCAGCUUUAAACACAUUAUUUAACCUGUAUGGAUUUACUGCAGUAAAUAUAUCUCACCAUAAGAUGGCACAGUUAUCAAAAAUUGCGCAUUAUUUAACAUAAGGGGGGGUGGGGAGUUGCUGUGUCUGCAUACACACUGUGGUUAUAGCUGUAGGAAAAGCCAGCAGUGGUUUAUAUGGGCUUUAUUCACAGGCCGGCAGUCUGCGUACACAUUUCACAGACAUUAUAAUGCAGCGUGUGCCAGUGAAUUCUGGUUGGGGGGUCCUGUGUUAGUAUCGAUGCUGUCAGCAAGAUUGUGACAAACUAGAUCUUCCUCCUUCUCUCAUUUGACACUUUGGGGUCAGGAGCUCUUGGAAUUCUUGGGUGGAGACACAUUUCCUCAACACUUGCUCCUCCCUUGGCUUCCUAAAACCAAAGGAAAGUCAGCAACUUGGAAUCUGAUUUAAAGUAAGAGCCUUGUAAAUGGGGCCUCCAAAGAGGUUUUUACAAAGCUGAUGACUUUUUAUAAAUUAAUUUUAUAAAUAAUAUUUUUAAAAAUGAGAACGUUGUAAAUGCUAAAAAAGUUCCUUAAAAUGAUCUAAAUCAGGGGUGUCAAACAUAAGGCCUGGGGGCCAGAACUGACCCUGGCAAAGACUCCAAUCUGGCCCACUGGAUGGCUUUGGAUCAACUUUGGAAUUUUUUACUGUAUUUUUACAGCUUUACAGUUUUUAAACACCUCUACUCGGCCAUUCAUACGACACCACAGUAAUUAACAGAUAAUUAAAUGACAGAAACCUUCCCUUUCCUUCACUAUCUACAAAAAAAGAACCUUUUUGUGAAUUAACACAAACAUGUUUUAGAAAUAUACGACAGUCCGAUCAACGAGCUACACAUUUAUUUCUUACAUUUACAAGCGCAGUGCUCAAAGACUUAUUUCCUUCACUACAAGAGCAAUUCUUUAAAAACUAAGUUGAGAAUGCACUUCGGGGAUUAAAUGCAUUAAACUUGCUUACGGUGACAGAAAGGGGGAAUUUCAGUAGUCUGGCCCACUUCGGAUCCACGCUGAUUUGCAUACAUUCACAUCUACACACUGGCCUCUCUUCAACAAGCAUAACUAUUCACAGUUAAAGUAUAAGGGCCUCAUAACCUCAUAAGGAGUCGUUUCCAUGAACAGCCAAACUGCUUUAAUGGUGUGUUAUUGUUAGGAAUUCUGCACAUAUGUGAAUUUUUGUUGUUUUUCUAAAUGUUUUUUUGUAUCUAACUUAUUGUUCUUCCUUCCUGAUUCUCUAUUUUGCUUAGGAAAAUUUCACUUGAACACAACAGUGCAAACUUUGGACAGUCACAAUAAUACUGCUACUAUUCUCACAUAGCAAUAAAUCUGUAAAUCUGUAACCAGGUCGCUCUGUCAGCAUGCGAGAUGGGUAUCAUCAUAAUUCCUUUGAUUUAAUAAUGCCUUUUUCAUGCUUCUCCUUUGUCCACAUUGCUGCUGUAAUGGCCCAGGCGCCCUCAGGAUCAAUAAAGUACAUCUAAUUUUUACUUAAUAGAGAGUGUACUGCUGCUCAAAGAUCACACAAUUACAUCAGAGGGCUAAUCUGAAAUCCAACAUCAAUGAUUCCCCUGAGAGCGCAGGAGCCACAACACAAUGCAAUAGCUGUUUGAUACACGGUAGAGCAAAAAGAGGAUUGUACGAUAAAUGUUUUCCUAAUUUAUAACGUCAGUGGAUUUAGAGUACACCCUGUUUGCUACUCAUCGAACAUUUUACAGUCCAAGGUAAUGAGGAAGAAAAAGGACUUUGCUCGCAGAACCUUUAUACCGUGUGCAGGUCUUGUGAUGCUGCGGAAGUGUUUCUGAUUUUCCCAGAGAGCAGACACUGACCGACAUCUGUAAGUUGCUGCACUCUGCAUCGCCGUUAAAUUGAAAGGCACACGUCCAAAUCCUUCUCUCUCACUCCCUGAGAGCUAUGCAUUAUUGAUGUCAAGGCAUUUCAUACCUGGAAUUUAUCCAAACUGUGUGCACCCGUGACCUGAUCAUGGAAUGGAAGAGCAAUAUUAGGCGUACCCAAUCGCUGAAGAGCCUCAGCUCAUGUGACAAGCCAAUCUGGACGGAUGCGGGGCUGCGGGACAAGACGACGUCAGUGUCCCAGUUAGUGGCCAGAUAUCAAACUUCAGUAAAAGGGAGCAAAUCCAUUCAAGGACCCUCAGUAGAUAAUGAUGACAGAAAGCCAAACCAGGUGCUAAAAGAGAUAACGCCAUCUCGACUGGAAAGUAGAGUGGCUGAUCUGGAGUCUCUGAUGAGGAGAAACAGCGAGAAGGAAAAGUCUCGAGCCAAAACCAAUUUGACCCGCAGCAAAUCAAUGAGCAGCCUUAAAGGCAGCACAGGGUCCAUAGAGGCCUUGAGAGCUCUGUUUGAGUCAAAGGCCUCUCUUAAAAACAAUAGACAGAGCAGCCUUAGAGCUGCAGACUUCACAUCAAAUUACACGGCAGAUGUGUCAAAGAUGAACGGAGAUGUUGAGGAUGUACAGAUCACUGCGGAGGCACAGGAAACGGAAACGUGGCCUGAUAAAACUGAUGUGAAGGAUGAUCGUGUAACUCGAAAGGAAGUAAAUCAGACCCGGAUAGAGAGGAGAAGAACAAUAGGGGGUAUUGAUUUUGAAAAAAUUGCAACAUCUCAAGCUGAUGAAAAGAGGAGGUCAGCUGCAGACUUCAGAGACAGCUCUUUCAUCCAAGCCAAGGAGAAACUUUCUGUCUCGGUGAAAGCAAUAUCAGCUCUCUAUCUGUCCAAAGUGGGAACCAAGGAAUCAGCAAACAGUCCUGUAAAAUUGGAACGAGAAGCGUCACGUGAGUUUGGGAAAAGAGUAAACCAAAUCAAGAUGUCAGAAGACUCAAGUGUCCAAGAAAGGAAAGAGGACUUACCAUUACCUCCUUCAGCCAGACAUCAACCAGAACUAGAAGAAAUCUGUAGGACUAAUUCUCCUCAACCUAUUCCGCCCCAGCUUUCCAAAGAAAUGUUAUACCAACAGAGGCAGAAAUGUGAGCUGAGGCGUCUCCUGAAGCACACCCAUCCAGAGCUGAAGAUGCUGGAUGAUGUUGUGGAUGAAGAGCUUGCUGAAGUUUUGAGCUCAGAGAGGAUGACAGCUGACGAAACUGGAUACGAAGGAGAGGUCCUUUCGAAACGCUUGAUAUUUGAGAACUGUGGCUCGAGUAACAAAGUGUCUCACUACACCCCCAAGAUUCACAUGGCAGGGGGAAGUGAGAAACAAUGUGAUUUUAGUAAAACGCUGGCUGUUUUGGAGGAAACAAAAGAAACGCCUCGUGCAGAAAGUGCUAAAGAGGCUAUGGAAGCUGUAAAAUCUCUUGGUAUUAGUCCAGACACUGACAGAGAGUGUGAGGAUUUGACGGUCAGAAUAGACGUUCAGGCUACCAGAAGAAUAUUUGAGAGUCAGUCUGUGAACAUGUCUGGGCCGAAUCUGGGUAAAACGUUCCAGGGAAAGGUUUCUAUUAAUGGGGAUGAGACAAAGGAAGUCCAAAAACAAAAAAAGCUAUUUGAAAUGGCUUGCAGUGAGAGUAUACAAAGAACAAACAAAAGCACAAGCAAUGAUUUAGAAAUAGAGCCCCGUGAACAGCCAUGUCCUCAUGUCAGUCAAAGAACUGAACAUGACUUCUCAUGUAACGAUGAGUUUUCCACUGAGGAAGCACUCUUUGAAGAGGAGUCUAUAAGCUUAUCCGAUUUGGAAAAAAAUGAUGAAAUUAUUAAAACAAGGGCAGCUCUUUUUCAAAACAACCCCUUUAUCUCCGCCAACAUACAGAGAGAGCCCUCCGUUGUGCAUACAUCAAAAACUCAAAUCAUAAGCGGUAGUGGUGCAAGUGAGGACAACACGACCACCAAUGUUAAAAACAGAACCCAUCUUUUUGAAUCAAUGCCAUUUGACAAAAUCAGACAUCAGAACGAGGAUGAAAUUGAGACAAUGGUGGAGAACAUCAAGGAAACGCUGAAUUUCCUGUACCAGAUUAGAGUCAUCCAAUCGGUUGGCUCUAUCAUUGAGGUCAAUGAGACAAUGAUUGCUAAAAAAGCUAAGUUUACACUAUCAGAGAGUGGGCCUGAGAUAAAACAUGACGAGGUGGCUGAAGGCGGUGCGCAAAACUUCAUACUCCAGUUGCUACCACGGGUAAACCUAAAAGCUCAGGUCACUUACCUAAAGGAGGACAGCAAAGGGGGUAUCGAGACCAUGGCGGUGACGGCGCCUGUUCAACAGCAUCAGUUCAAUGCGAACAAGGACACGGAGUUCAGAACUGCCAGUGUGGUUCAGCUUGUUGAGGAUAUUCUCAAUCAAGAUAACUCUUUGAGAAAAGGAGUGGUAAUCCAAGAGGAUGACAACAACUGUGCCAAAGUCAUUGUUUACUCCCUCUACAAAUACCAUAAUGAGAAGGAUGUGAAGAGCUUCGUCCCUCCAAAAUGUGCUGAAUGUGAUCAAUCAGAGCUGGAAAGGGGUGACAUGAGUAAAACAGGCCAUAAAGAAAUAACAAAAGUUGCUACUAAGUCAGUCAAAGGUGAUCUACUUGAACUCUCUCAAGAACAAACAUGCCCAGGAUCAAUAACACCUGAAGGGAAAGUAAAGGGGAGUGUAAAACUAUUCAAAAGCUGCAUUGAAAAGGGAGAUUUUGAGUAUUUAAAAAGUCUUCAGGCUGAGGAAGCAGUUCAAGAACUCCCUGAAAGCCAAACUAUGGCUGGACAGGAAGUUCUUCAUGAAAAGGAAAGUGAUCAAGUGGAGGAAACUACUGAGUGGGUACCCGUGGAUGUAAAGAGACUUAAAAGCCUGUUCUCUGGAGACCCGAGUCAACACCAACCAAAGAAAAAGAUCCACAAAAAUAUAUACGCAGGUCAAAAUGUUUCUACAGAAUGCAGUUCUGGGGUAUUAUCUCAUGUGCAGGAAAAUAAUGCAAGCAGUGAAUGUACUGAUGAAGCACAAGAGCAAGCACGUUAUCCCAAAGUUGCGACGCAGGAGUCCUAUGAAAAUUUUGAGAGACAAGAUCACGAGCUUGGUGCCCACGAAGCUCAAUUAGUCGAGGUGGUAGAUGGGAACGAAGAGAUCUGUAACCUCAAUACUGCAAUCCAAAGUCUCCAACAGGCCACAAGUGAGGCCAAGUCACUGUAUCAGUCAUCACAAGAAAAACAAAAAGCUAUUACUCAGGAAUCAUCUGAGGAACUCUUUCCCUCGGUUACAGCAGAUACUGUGAAACGCUCAAGAGUAGAAGAAGAAUUUUCUCAAGAAAACUUCACCUCAGCACGUAAAACAGAUUACCAGCACAAAAAUAUUAAGACAAGCCACAAAGAUGCUACUCCUGAGGAAACACACGCUCCUGAAUCGUGCAGCAACAAAGGUCAGGAAGGUGCAGGGGGGGCGCAGAAACAACCUUUAGAAACUCCUAUGGUCACUACACAAAGUUUGGAAACAAGUCCUGCACAACAGGAGGAUGAGGAAGUUGUUUUUCACGGUAAAAUUAAAGCAGCUUUGGAAUCCUUAGAAAGAUCUAACGUUAAUGUCACAAGAGGAGAUUUUAAAGCAGCUAUGAUAUACAGAAACUCUUCAAAGCCUCACAGAGAAAAAGCACAACACGUGGAUGUGGUGUCUAUUCAAAGGACCAGUACUGAGGAGCUUUUCACUGUGACUGAAACUGAAGCAAGUCAAAUAUCAGUGAAACAAGAGGCAACUGGAGCAAAUCCAGAGCCUCCACACCAAAACAAAACCCAGAGUAACCCAGCAACGAGACGUGUUUUAGAGAAAAGCAAAAAGCCUACUGGUCCAAAACCAGCCAUUCCACCUAAACCAGAACAUCUGAAGGAGAAACAAAGCAAUAACGAGUCAACCCAAAAUAAUACUGGGCAAUCUAAAGAAAUGGUUCCAACACUGAUUUUAUCUGAGAAUAAUUCUGAGCAAGACCUGACUAAAUUUAAAAGUGGCACAUGCAUAACAUCUGAUUCAGUUCAAGGUCAUCAAACAAAUCAGCCUUUGGGUGAGGCUAUGUGGAUAUCUCAGGAAACUAAAGUCAGACAUGGAAUCCAAGGUGAUAAGAAAGAAACUGAUAACAUAGAUAAGAAUAUUAUUGUUGGACAACAGCAGAUGAAUGUCAAGGCGGAGGAGAAAAGAACCCAGGAUUUAGCAGCCAAAAGUGAUACGAGUGAAACAGAUGAAAGUCACAUAGAUUUCCAUGAAGCAUUUGAGAAAUUUGGAGGUAAAAAGACAAAGACUGCCCCUGUAAAGCCCAAAAGACUGAAAUUCCCCCAACCAGACAACAAAAACCUAAAACCAGUGGCUGGAAAUAAAGAAAUGUCUGUUCUUGCACAUGUGGAUCCAGAUGUGGUAGAAAUUACAAGCAAUCAAUCAUGUGACACCUGUGGAGAAACCGCUGACAGCCAAGACAAGCAUGAGAAAGAGAUCAAGAAGCAAGAAAGCAAAGUCGAGAUGAGGGAAAAGAAAGGGCGAACUGAGACUGAGGACGAGUGCCGACAGCGACUGUCAGUUCACAUGGAUGAGAUCGUGAGAGGGAACAUACCAGCAGCAAUGGAAAUAUUUGACAACUUACGAAAACAGCAGGAACUGCAGAGCUUUCUGAGCCGAGUUGAAGAAAUUGAAAAAGACACAAGUGAGGUUGAUGUAAGGUCUCUGAGGAGAGUAUUUGAGAACGUCCCCGAUUGGGUUGUCGGCUCUGACAAAAAGAAACAAAACAAGGUCAGAGCUGACAACAAAGACGAAAGGUUGCCAGUAUCAAGAGAAAACGCUGAAAGCAAGUCAUCGAUGGCACACGUUUUUGGAGAUCUUGAGCGAGCGAGUGUGGAAAUCACGACUCUUAAAGAGCAGACUUUAGCCAGAAUCCUCGAUGUAGAGGAAGCCAUAAAGAAGGCACUUUAUUCCGUCUCUACACUGAAAUCUGACUCAGAUAUUGCUGGUUUAUCACGUCUGUUCAAAGAAUCUUUUGGGGGUGUACAAGGAUCCCCAUCCUCUGGCGGUGUUAAUAAAAUUAGCAUUGGGUCAAGCAGAACAAAGUCACUGAAAAGUGCUACCAUGCAGGGAAACACAACUAAUUCAGCUGGGCAAGAUAUGAGCACUGAUGAAGCCUCCAUCAGUGCUCCAUCUUCACCUGCGUUUAUCACUAUCCAAUCAGCAGCUAGAAAGACAGAUAAAACUGACCUGGCACCACCAGAAGCUUUGAUCUGCCCGACAUGCCAGCAGAGCCAAAAGCUGGAGGAGACUUUUCGGACGACAAAGACACUGAUCUGCAACAACCCUGCUCAAAACAGAAAUGACCCAGGAAAAGCAGAACAAUCCACCUCCACCCCACUCAGUCCUCGACAGCUCAGCGUGCUCGAGGUUCAGACAGACUGUGAUGGGAACAGUAUCACAGGAACAAAAACAGUCACCGACAAACAUGAGAAGACCAAACGAUCUGGGACAAAGUUUUACUCUUCCAAGACUUCCACUGUGGUCAACUCUCAGCCAGAAACAGUGACAUCAUCCACAAGGCAGGUCGUAGUCAGUCCAUCUACAAUUCAGGUCACCACAGACCCAGAAGUGAAGCUGCCAGUCAAUCAGACUGAUAACUUGGUGCCCAAAUAGGAGCACGUUGGCAGCGUUUUACCCGUUCGUUAUGUGAAAGCUGUCACAUAUAUGACUGUGUAUGAAAAGAGAUCAAUUACAAGGCUUAAAGUUUUGGGUUUUUUGUUUCUUCAUAAGUUUUUUUUUAAUUUCCUUAUUUAAGCCUUUGUGUCUAUUUUGAUCUUAAAUAUUGUCUUUGAUUUGCAUUUCAAAGUAAAAAUAUAUAUUUGAUUUCCACUUCUCAUUUCACUGUGGUUUACUAUAAAUGCUUUUGGUUUUAAAAAAAACUUUUCCACUAAGGUCAGUCUUGCUGUUUUUUU